UAGCGUGCAAUGGGCAGACGGCCAUGAUAAAGUCUGAGAGGGGGUAAAGUAAGAAGAAAAAUGAGCAGGGGAGUGAGGCUUUUCGAUGCCCACUGUCACCUACAUGACCCGAGGAUCGCUCACGUCGCCCCUCAACUCAUCAACACCGCUACUCAAUCUGGUGUCCUUCGCUUUGCCGUCAAUGGAGUCUGCGAGGGAGAUUGGGGCCUCGUGAAACAGAUGGGAGAGCAAUACCCUUCUGUUAUUCCAUGCUUUGGCCUUCAUCCAUGGUACGUUACGGAACGAACACCAGAUUGGCUUAAAGUGAUGAAAGAAUUCUUUUCAUCAACGCCUUCGGCUGCAGUUGGAGAAAUUGGUUUGGACAAAGGUUCGCAUGGGAAGACUAUUGAUUUUCAAUUGCAGGUCCAAUGUUUCAGGCAGCAACUUGAGCUAGCCAAAGAGUUAGAUAGACCUGUUUCCAUCCACUGUAUACGUGCUUAUGGUGAUCUGCUAGAAAUCAUGCAGUCUAUUGGGCCAUUCCCUGCUGGUGCUAUUCUUCACUCUUAUCUGGGGUCGGCUGAGAUGGCUGCUGGGUUAGCCAAGCUUGGGGCAUAUUUUUCUUUUUCUGGGUACCUUAUGUCUAUGAAACAACAGAAGGCAAAGAAAAUGCUAAAAGCAGUACCCACAGAACGGAUUUUAUUAGAGUCAGAUGCACCUGAUGGGCUGCCAACAUUGAAUACGAGUUCACUAGUGUGGGUACCUGGGGAUCCUUCUGUUCCACAGGAGGGGGGGUCAACCUUACCAAAAGAGACUCUUAAUCAUCCUGCCAAUAUACGCACUGUCCUUAAUUAUGUGGCAUCACUGAUCGAGAUGCCUGAAGAAGAAGUAGCUGAAAUUGGCUACAAGAAUGCAAUGCGCGUGUUCUCUUAUCCAGCUUCCAAGGUUUGUGAAUAAGUUAAACUGCCACAUUUUCCCAUUUUUGUGAAUGGGAAAAUGUAAAACCCCAUCAUAUUCGGGAUCAAAUGUUUACUUUCACAGUUACUGUAAUUUCAGUGUUGCAAUUUAGUUUGUCUAUAAAACUGAUGUUCUUUCAUAUGACAAUCAAAUUUGUGCAAUGUUGAUAUGUGCACCUCGUGUUCUAUGCAAGCCCUGAGUUGCAGAGU
Molecule: messenger RNA, 1142 nt
Organism: Amborella trichopoda
Lineage: Eukaryota; Viridiplantae; Streptophyta; Magnoliopsida; Amborellales; Amborellaceae
Product: TatD related DNase
Molecular function (GO): hydrolase activity, acting on ester bonds
Source: RefSeq, a predicted model, not a curated record